AUGGCUGAAGCACUCAUUUUGGCUGAAGCACUCAUUUCCGUUCUCCUAGAACAGUUGGCUUCAAUCACCAUUCAACAGGUACAACAACAAGUGAAAUUGGUAGUUGAUGUUAAGAAAGAAGUUGCAAAUCUCACCCACAAUUUCCAAGCUAUAGAAGUCGUGCUCAAAGAUGCAGAGGAGAGGCAAGUGAAGGAGGCUACCGUUAAGCUAUGGCUGGAUGAUUUAAAGGACGUGUCCAACGAGAUGGAGGACGUGUUGGAUGAUUGGAACACUGAAAUUCUGAGGCUACAAAUUGAGAAACAAGAGAAAGAAGCUGGAAAUGCUCUUGAUACGACUAAGAAGAAGGUAUGUCUAUGCAUCCCUACUGCUUCCUUUUGUUAUGGCCAAGUUGGUCGAGUUAUUUUUCGUCACGGCAUUGCUAUAAAGAUUAAAGAUCUCAAUGAAAAGUUAGCAACAAUUGCUAGGAGGAGGCAAGAUUUUAACUUUCAGUACACGAAAAGUGCUACUGAACAUAUUGAGCGACAAAAGACUACUUCUUUUGUUGAUCAAACAUUUGGUCGGGUAGAUGAAAAGGAAUUAUUGGUGCGCAAGUUGUUGAGUGAGAGUAAUCCUAAAGGGCAGAGCCCCCUUGUCAUCCCUAUUGUAGGGAUGGGCGGAAUCGGUAAAACAACCCUUUCCCAACUGGCAUAUAAUGAUAAAAGAGUCCAGGAAAAUUUCAAAGAUAGAAUAUGGGUUUGUGUCUCAGACCCAUUUGAUGAGCUCAACAUAGCCAAAACCAUCCUUGCACGCCUCGGUGGAAAUGUCAAUUCCAUUUCGAGUGACCUAGACGCUUUCUUCGAAUGUCUGCAGAAGUCUAUUGAGGGGAAAAAGUUUCUCCUCGUCUUAGAUGAUGUGUGGAACCAAGACUAUAUGAAGUGGGCAAACUUGAAGCUACAUUUACAGCAGAAAGAUGCUGUAGGUAGUAAAAUAAUUGUCACUACACGAAAAGAAGAAGUAGCUAGGAUGAUGGGAGCACCCGAUAACACUAUCAAUUUGAAGGUGUUGAGUGAUGAAAAUUGUUGGUCAUUGUUUGCUGGAAUUGCCUUUGCCAAUAGUAACCAAGAUGAGUGUCGAAAUUUAGAACCUAUUGGUAGGGACAUUGUAAACAAGUGCAAAGGGUUCCCUCUUAUUGCUAAGACUUUAGGUGGCCUCAUGCUUUGUAAGAAAACAAAGAGAGAAUGGCAAGAUGUUUUGAGUAGUAAGAUAUGGGAGUUAGACAUAGUGGAGCAACAAGUUUUCCAACCGCUAUUACUAAAUUUUUAUGAUUUAACUCCAAUGAUCAAGCGUUGUCUCUUAUAUUGUGUUAUUUUUCCAAAGGACAGUAUAAUUAACAAAGAAGUUUUGAUUAAGUUGUGGAUGUCGCAAGGUUUUCUUGGUUCAGUUGGGAACAAAGAAAAGACAAUGAUAGACAUUGGAGAAUCAUAUUUCAAUAACUUAGUAAUGCGAUCUUUCUUCCAGAAUUUCAAGAAAGAUAAAUUUGGAGAUAUUAAACAGUGCCAAAUGCAUGAUAUUGUGCAUGACUUUCUCCAAUUUUUAACCAAGAAUGAAUACUUAAUUGUGGAGGGCAAAGGUGGUGAGGCGAGACCGAGAGUGGAUUUUACAAUUAAAAUGCGUGAGGACGUUGAAUUUGAGUCACAACUUAAUCAGCGAAGUUCCGGACGAGGUUGGCGUGUUGGUGCACUUGAGGUAUUUGGAUUUAUCCGAAAACAAGUGGCUGCAGAAAUUACCUGA
This is a messenger RNA of Rosa chinensis, 1770 nucleotides long. RefSeq names its product putative disease resistance protein RGA3. NCBI's taxonomy places the organism in Eukaryota, Viridiplantae, Streptophyta, Magnoliopsida, Rosales, Rosaceae. The transcript is spliced from 2 exons. Gene Ontology annotation, molecular function: ADP binding. The coding region runs from base 1 to 1770 and encodes 589 amino acids. Gene Ontology annotation, biological process: defense response to other organism. The record is from RefSeq and is a predicted model, not a curated record.